AAACACUAGCUACAGUGUUGGCAAUGCUGUCAAGCGGGUAGCGAGAACGAACCAUCACACUCAAUAAUAAUAUAAAUAAGCGGUUCGUGUGUGCGCGCUUCGCAUAUUCAUAUAUACACAUAUUAACAUAAAUACGUGUAUCAUUGAAAUAAUUAAUAGAAAUCUUUUUAAUACGCUUAAAAUAAACUCGUCAACAAUUCGUUUAUCUCUGUCGAUAUUUUGUAACUGUGUUCUACGCGAAGUUCCAGUUCCAGUUUACUCUGAGUCCGGCGCCGACCACUUCGCUUGUCAUUUUCGGCGCGGUUAGUUCUCAGUACGCGCUGGUGUGCGUGUGUGUAUGUGUUCGUGUGUUGCUACUCACAACGCGUGGUAUAUUUUGUUUAAUUUUUUUUUUUUAUGUUGCUCUACAAUGCAAUAUACACACAUAUGCACAUAAAUAUAUAUAGCCAAAUAUAUUUUAAAUAUAUAUAGAUAUAGAUAUAUAACUGACAACGAACAUGAAAAAACACUAAACAAAAAUAAAUCAACAAACACCAAUCAACAGUCAAACCAAAAAUCCCUUAAAAAAAAAAAAAAAAAAAAAAAAAAAAACCCAACAGAGGAAGCCGCCUCGUCUAUACUCACACACAAAUUCCUGUUCAACUGCGGCACAAACAAACAAAAAGAGAAGACCGGAGAAGCCAACACCAGCCGCAGUAAAAAGACACAAGAAAAAGUAACAGCAGCAGUAAGAAGAGAACCGAAGGGAAUUUGAAACAUGGACAUAAUCAAUAAAUUCACCAAUGCAUUUUGGAGUACGCACAUUUGGCUGCCGCCAAAUACGACAUGGGCGGACAUUGCGCCCGGCUCUCGUCCAGAUGUUGUGCACGCCGAUUAUCGGGAUUUAAUUUGGCCCAUUCCAUUAGCCGCUGUAGUUAUGCUUGUGCGUUACACAUUGGAGCGCUUUUGGAUAUCGCCAAUCGGCAAAUCGCUAGGCAUACGAAGCUCUAGACCUAAGAAAGCAGCAAAUGUUCCUACAUUAGAGUCAGCAUAUGCGAAAUCUUCGCAUUUGGAUCAUAAAUGUCUGGCUCCGCUGGCCAAGCAGACAGACAUGACCGAGCGUCAGAUCGAACGCUGGUGGCGCCUGCGUCGGGCACAGGACAAGCCAUCGACAUUAGUCAAGUUCUGCGAAAAUACAUGGCGAUGCAUCUAUUAUCUAUAUAGCUUUAUCUUCGGUGUAAUUGUGCUGUGGGAUAAGCCCUGGUUCUGGGACGUGAAGAGCUGCUGGUAUGGCUAUCCACAUCAGUCUGUUAGCAACGAUAUCUGGUGGUAUUAUAUGAUAUCGAUGUCCUUCUAUUGGUCACUGACCGCCACACAGUUUUUCGAUGUGAAACGCAAAGAUUUUUGGCAAAUGUUCAUACAUCACAUGGUUACACUGCUUCUCAUGUCCCUAAGUUGGGUAUGCAAUCUACAUCGUGUCGGCUCCCUGGUGCUGGUCGUGCACGAUUGUGCCGAUAUAUUCCUGGAGGCUGCUAAACUGACCAAAUAUGCCAACUACCAAAAGGUCUGUGAUGCGAUCUUUGCCAUCUUCACAGUUGUCUGGAUUGUCACACGCCUGGGAUUCUAUCCGCGCAUUAUCUAUAGCUCCUCUGUGGAAGCGCCGCAAAUUCUGCCCAUGUUCCCAGCCUAUUAUAUAUUUAAUUCGUUGCUAUUAAUGCUGCUGGUGCUGCACAUCAUUUGGACCUAUAUGAUUCUAAAGAUUGUAGUCGACUCUUUGCAAAAGGGUCUGAUGUCCGGCGAUAUACGUUCCAGUGAUAGUGAGGAUCUCACAGAUAGUUCAGGCAAUGUGCGCGUUGCUAAUGGCUCGACGCGCACAAAACCCAAAUCUGGCAACUCUGCGUUAACAGCAACAACAGCCGGCGGUGGAGUUGCCCAACGUAAGAGAGGAGGCAACACUAGUAAUAAUCACACGGGUGAUGCAACGACAGCGGCAAAGUAAACAAAUAUCGCAUUGUUGCCUGGAUAUGUAAGCGAGAGAGAGAGAGAGAGAGAGUGAGGUGGAUUGGAAGUGGCAGCAGUGCUAAUCGACAACUGUAAAAUGAGGAUCAACAGAGAGGGAAUGAAAAACAACAGAAAAACAAAAGCAAACACAAAAACCAA
Molecule: messenger RNA, 2139 nt
Organism: Drosophila mojavensis
Lineage: Eukaryota; Metazoa; Arthropoda; Insecta; Diptera; Drosophilidae
Product: ceramide synthase 6
Exons: 6
Coding region: 758-1978 (406 amino acids)
Biological process (GO): ceramide biosynthetic process
Cellular component (GO): membrane
Molecular function (GO): DNA binding; sphingosine N-acyltransferase activity
Source: RefSeq, a predicted model, not a curated record